This is a messenger RNA of Cercospora beticola, 1476 nucleotides long. Lineage: Eukaryota; Fungi; Ascomycota; Dothideomycetes; Mycosphaerellales; Mycosphaerellaceae. The record is from RefSeq and is a predicted model, not a curated record.
AUGGGCCAAUGGUGUAGCAGUUUGCCGACGAGAGGAGGUCCAUGUCGUCGCGUGAGUGACGGAUCCGUAGCAAGGGAUAUUUCCGCGACGGGCCUGGACCUGCCAGAAGAGUUGCUGGCACUAAUUAUCGAAAGUGCCGCUGGGCGUCAACAGCUUGCGCCUAAUGAGGACUGCUGGCAGCAUGUUCAGACGCUGCGAAGCUUGUGCAUGACCUCCAAGAAACUCCGCCGUUUGGCUGAACCGGUCCUGUACCGCUCAAUUGUUUGGCCUGCUGGGAAGCCUGGCUCUGUCUGCAGAGUGAGACGGCUUUUGCGCACGAUAUUUGCUCGGCCCGAUCUGCGAAAUCGUAUUCUGGAUGUCCACAUUGGUGUUGAUCAGUACACCCAAGCUGAAGACAAAGAGACAGCGUGUCAAGAUCUUCGGGAUGUGGACUGGAAAGCAUAUCGGACAGCUUUGGGAGAACUGCUCACGCUUGGCGGAUACGGUAUCAAACACAGAGAGCUUCUGCAGCACCUGCGCGAUGGGCAAGGGUAUGCUAGCUGGACCCUCUUGCUCACUUCCUGCAAAAAGAUACGCCGCAUUGACUUGCAGCUGUGGCCCGGUUGGAAAGAGUCAAGCAUAGGCCACAUAUUGCAAGCAGCUGGGACGUUCAGCACGCAGAACUUGGCUCCAGGCUUCGUUGCGCCAUAUCGUCUAUUGCCUGAAUUGAAAGAAUACACGCUCACACAUGGAGCGCCCGAAGGCUGCACGCUCAUGGAGGACGUGCAAAACUUGCUCUGUCAUGCUACACUUUCCACCCUUAGAGGGAGAUCACUAAGCUUACAGGAAGAUGAGUUACGAGAGUUUCUUGUCCGCAGGACUAAUCUAAGAACCAUCGAGUUGACUAAUUCGUUACUGGAUGCUGCUGGAUUUGCGUCCUUAUUGGGAGUCUGCACAAAACUGGACAGCCUGUCAGUCCAUUGGGGUUCACUGAGAGUGGGAGACUGCAUUAUCGAAUGGCACUCUAUUGGGGAUGCACUGCGACAGUUCGGACCGAGAUUGAUCAAACUGAGGCUCGAGCCUAACGAUGCAUUCCAGUUCGAUGAAGCAAGCUUCAACACCUCACAUCGUCCGCUUGGCGAUCUGACGCCACUGUCAAUGCUUCAAAUUCUCCAGGUUCCUGCUAUGUGCUUGGUCGGACUAGAUCUGCCGCAGGUACAGGGUUCUGGAGCCUUUGAGGUCAACGACUUACUGCCAAGUUCGCUGCGAGAAAUUGAUAUUUUGGAUUUUCGAGGUGGGUGCAAACUAUCCGAGCAACAAGUUCUUUCGAUGACAAGUAGUACAAGACUUGGCAACCUUGAGAAGAUCGUACUUGGACGUAUGAAUAUAGAUCCACAGGCAAUUGAGUCGCAAGGCUGGAGUAUAUGGCCUCGGCCGCUCUCAGCGUCCGGAUCCGGCCGCAUGGCAUUGGCUCGUCGAAAGGCUGGACAGAUCUAG